This is a messenger RNA of Penicillium macrosclerotiorum, 1047 nucleotides long. RefSeq lists its product as uncharacterized. The transcript has 3 exons. Lineage: Eukaryota; Fungi; Ascomycota; Eurotiomycetes; Eurotiales; Aspergillaceae. The record is from RefSeq and is a predicted model, not a curated record. The coding region runs from base 1 to 1047 and encodes 348 amino acids.
AUGGAAGAUACCAAUCCCACUCUGAAAGUGCGUCGUCCGCUGAUGACGCUGAGUCUCCUGGACGUCUCGGCGGACCAAUUUGAGUUCCCUCCGCUGCAACCCGUCAGUCAGAAUUUGUCGCCUGAACAGUCGACAUCAGACGACCCGAUCAUUCGGGAGGGCUCUCCCAUUGACUUUGAAGUUUGCGACAGCACCUUUGUCCCCCCCAAGACCCGAGUUCUCUUGGAGCCGGCUCAGAGUUCUGCCUCCAUGAAAGACAAUCUAACUCCGCCGCGGAAGAGGUCCAUGACUAAAAGGCACAACCUGACUCUGCAGCAAACACCUGGGAAGCCCACAUGGAUGAACUGGUUGCAAUGGGCGAUGAACGACUCGAGUAUCUUUGCAGACCAGGAAGAGGAGUUCCAGGCGGCCUUGAUCGGAUCAAACACGUUCUUUCAAGGCGUGAGAGACAACUCAUUCUUCCAGUGGGGCCUGCGAUAUGUCCCCGAUCCCAGUCACGACAAUGUGUACCGGACUGUGGUCAUCAAUGAGCUGCCCUCCGCGGCCACGCUCAGUCAGAUCCUGCCUCGCAUUCGAGGGGGUCCAAUCUAUUCCGCAUCCCUGUUGAAUACUUGGGCCAUCACUGGGUGCCCGACCGCCAUGGUGACCUUCGUCCACCAGAAGGGAGCGAUGAAUUUCCUCCGCCGGGUGGCGCAGGAGGGGUUCUAUAUCGGCUUCACCGCGGUGGAGGUACGCCCCGUCCCAACUCCGACGUACCUGAUGAGCACGGCUACGGAAACGGAGGUUACCAAGAUCGGCCGUACUCGAUGCCUGGUUGUCUGUUCGCGUCGUCAAAAGCACCUGAAGAAGGACAUUUAUGAGGUGCUGAAGGAGUCAAGGUGCCGCGACUAUGUUGAAUGUUUUGGGGAGCGGGACCUUGCGGACGAGGUCACCAUUCGGUUUCAUUCCAUUAAAAUGGCGGCCGUGGCGUGUGGCAUCCUGGUCAAUCACGAGAAGCUCAAGGGUGUCUGGGUGAAAACGGCUCCCGACCCAUGCUCCCUUGUUUGA